GCGGUACUUCCUCAAAUCGCCUUGGUUACCCACAUGGAAACGCGGGUCUCUUGUGUUUGAUUUCAACGGCCUUUCAUGAGUUAGGCUUGAAGUUGUUUUACUCACGUUUUAGAGCGUUUAAUUAACAAAUAAGAAACAUGAAGAUCGAAGAGGUGAAAAGCACAACGAAGACGCAGCGCAUCGCAUCUCACAGCCAUGUGAAGGGUCUCGGGCUGGAUGAGGCCGGUAAUGCUAAACAGUCCGCGUCCGGACUAGUGGGGCAGGAGACAGCUAGAGAGGCUUGUGGCAUCAUUGUAGAGCUGAUUCGUUCCAAAAAGAUGGCUGGCAGAGCUAUUUUACUGGCAGGACCACCUGGAACAGGCAAGACUGCUUUAGCAUUGGCCAUGGCACAGGAACUGGGAAAUAAAGUGCCGUUCUGUCCUAUGGUGGGCAGUGAAGUGUAUUCAUCAGAAAUCAAGAAGACUGAAGUGCUGAUGGAGAACUUCAGAAGAGCCAUAGGUCUGCGUAUCAAGGAGACUAAAGAGGUGUAUGAAGGAGAGGUCACUGAACUGACUCCUUGUGAGACGGAGAACCCAAUGGGGGGCUAUGGCAAAACUAUCAGUCAUGUCAUUAUUGGUUUAAAGACGGCAAAGGGCACCAAACAGUUGAAACUGGAUCCCAGUAUCUAUGAAAGUCUGCAGAAGGAGAGAGUGGAGGUCGGUGAUGUUAUCUACAUCGAGGCUAACAGUGGGGCAGUCAAGAGGCAGGGACGAUGUGACACGUUUGCAACAGAGUUUGAUUUGGAGGCGGAAGAGUAUGUACCGCUACCGAAAGGCGAUGUUCACAAGAAGAAAGAGAUCAUUCAGGAUGUUACACUUCAUGACCUGGAUGUUGCUAAUGCAAGACCUCAGGGAGGCCAGGACUUACUUUCUAUGAUGGGUCAACUGAUGAAGCCCAAAAAGACAGAAAUCACAGAUAAACUGCGAGCAGAGAUCAAUAAGGUUGUGAAUAAAUACAUUGAACAGGGUGUGGCAGAGCUGGUUCCUGGUGUUCUGUUUAUUGAUGAAGUUCACAUGCUGGACAUUGAGUGUUUUACCUACCUGCACCGAGCACUGGAGAGCUCCAUCGCUCCGAUCGUAGUGUUUGCAUCCAAUCGAGGAAACUGCCUUAUCAGGGGGACAGAGGACAUCAGCUCUCCUCAUGGAAUUCCACUGGAUCUGCUGGAUCGAGUCAUGAUUAUCAGAACUAUGCUGUACACUCCUCAAGAAAUGAAACAGAUCAUAAAGAUCCGAGCUCAGACAGAGGGCCUCAACAUCAGCGAGGAUUCUUUAUCUCACCUUGGAGAGAUCGGUACUAAGACUACACUCAGAUAUGCAGUGCAGCUGCUGACACCUGCCAAUCUGUUGGCACGAGUUCAGGGGAGGGAAGUAGUCGAAAAAGAACAUGUGGAAGAAAUUAAUGAACUCUUCUAUGAUGCAAAGUCCUCUGCAAAAAUCCUACAAGAUCAGCACACCAAGUUUAUGAAAUAACUCUCUCUCGCUUUCUCUGUACGCCCUGCUGUGGUUUGCUUUACUGGUUGAUUAUUUCACAUUUGUCAUGAUAUUAUAACAGUAUGACAGAUGUACCAAGCCAUGGCUUGAUGUACCAUGCCAGAUGUACCAUGGCUACUGUAUUGUUCUACCUAAUUGUGUCAGUUGCUGUUAGUCACAAAUAUCAAACGAGAACAGGAAAGAAAACAGUCUCUUCGUUAAUAACAUGCUUUCAACCGGCUUUUAUCCCCCACUUUUGUUAUUCUCCUGUAGGAUAAGUACUCCAUUGUCCUUGUUUUUUUGUUUUGUUGUGAAAAUAAAUAUUUUUUUGAUAGUAAUGUGAAAUAUAAAUGGGUUUGAAUUGAA
Molecule: messenger RNA, 1874 nt
Organism: Rhinichthys klamathensis goyatoka
Lineage: Eukaryota; Metazoa; Chordata; Actinopteri; Cypriniformes; Leuciscidae
Gene: ruvbl1
Product: RuvB-like AAA ATPase 1
Exons: 11
Coding region: 138-1508 (456 amino acids)
Biological process (GO): regulation of transcription by RNA polymerase II; chromatin remodeling; box C/D snoRNP assembly
Cellular component (GO): NuA4 histone acetyltransferase complex; Swr1 complex; R2TP complex
Molecular function (GO): ATP binding; DNA helicase activity; ATP hydrolysis activity
Source: RefSeq, a predicted model, not a curated record